CAGUUAUCUUUACAUGGCGAGUAUAUUAAAGCUCUGUACUCGGCAAUGGCGAACGAACAGGCUAGGCCACUGGCAUUAGAAAACCCAGAGGACUCGGUGGAACGCAGCAGCUAGACCUUUGAAAGCUUUCUUCCUCAAUGGGAAUCGUACAGGAGGCACGGGAGAAUCACGUCAAGAAGAAAGUAGAAGAAGCUUUAAGAAGCAAAAUGAAGACGAAGGCGCUUAAGGAGUGUGACCAAUACACUUCGAAGUAUGCUCAAUGCGCUGUGGGAAGAACGUUAUCUGUUGUUUGGCAGUGUCGGAAACAAGCUAAAGAAUUGAAUGACUGCCUCCAUCAUUACACCAAUGAUGCCGUUUUAGAAGAAAUGAAGAGAGAAUACACGCUCCAACAGGAGGCCAAGGGAUCUGCAGGAGUACUCUAAAGCUCAUUCUUUUCAAUAACGCCCUUUUCAUGGUAUUGCAUUUUACACCCUUUUUAUCAAAUGCGGUGAUGCAUAUUUUGCUGCAACUGGGGUUUGUUUCGCAUAUUUACUAGUUGCUUGUUUUAAUUUUGUGCUGAAGCCGUUUGGCCGGAAAGUACGAGUUAUUAAAACUUCAUGUUUGGUUA
Molecule: messenger RNA, 607 nt
Organism: Juglans microcarpa x Juglans regia
Lineage: Eukaryota; Viridiplantae; Streptophyta; Magnoliopsida; Fagales; Juglandaceae
Exons: 3
Coding region: 138-422 (94 amino acids)
Cellular component (GO): mitochondrion
Source: RefSeq, a predicted model, not a curated record